CAUAACACGACGAGACACACACACACCCCAAACUCAAACGAAUACACGAUCAUUGGUUACCUUGCCUGCUCCAGCAAUGGCAGUGACGGUGGAAAUCACGCAGAGCACGGUGCUCGAGCCCUCACAGGAGUCGGCCGGCGGCGGCGGGAAGAAGGUGCCUCUCACCGUCUUCGACCGCGCCUCCACCGACGGCUACAUCCCGGCCGUCUUCGCGUGGAACGCGCCGGCGCCGACCAACGACGCGCUCAAGGCCGGCCUCGUCGCCGCCGUCGCCAGGUUCCCGCACCUCGCCGGGAGGUUCGCUGCCGACGACCACGGCCGGAAGUGCUUCCACCUCAACGACGCCGGGGUGCUUGUUCUUGAGGCCACCGCGGACGCGGACCUAACGGACGCACUGGCGCACGACGUGGCCGCGCACAUCAACGAGCUCUACCCGAAGGCCGAAAAGGAACGUGAGAAUGAACCCAUCUUCCAGGCGCAGCUGACGAGGUACUCCUGCGGCGGUCUGGUGAUCGGCACCGCCUGCCAUCACCAGGUCGCCGACGGCCAGUCCAUGAGCGUCUUCUACACCGCCUGGGCCAGCGCCGUCCGCACCGACUCGGCAGUCCUACUGUCCCCGUUCGUCGACCGCUCGGCCACCGUUGUCCCCCGAAGCCCACCGACGCCGGCGUAUGAUCACCGGAAUAUCGAGUUCAAGGGCGAGCGCAGCUGGAGCCACUCAUAUGGUGUCCUUCCCAUGGAAAGGAUCAAGAACCUUGCCGUGCAUUUCCCAGACGAGUUCGUCGCCGACCUCAAGGCCCGUGUGGGCACGCGCUGUAGCACGUUCCAGUGCCUCCUUGCGCAUUCGUGGAAGAAGAUCACGGCGGCGCGGGAUCUGGCGCCGGACGAUUUCACGCAGGUGAGGGUGGCCGUCAACUGCCGCGGCCGCGCAAAGCCUCCCGUGCCCAUGGACUUCUUCGGAAACAUGGUGCUCUGGGCGUUCCCGAGGAUGCAGGUCCGCGACCUCAUGUCCAGCAGCUACCCGACGGUGGUCGGCGCCAUCCGGGACGCCGUCGCGCUCGUCGAUGACGAGUACGUCCAGUCGUUUGUUGACUUUGGCGAGGCGGAGCGCGGCGUUAUUGAAGACGGCGGCGAGGAGCUAGCGUCGACGGCGGCGACGCCGGGCACAAUGUUUUGCCCUGACCUGGAGGUUGACAGCUGGCUCGGGUUCCGCUUCCACGACCUCGACUUCGGCUGCGGGCCGCCCUGCGCGUUCCUACCGCCGGACCUGCCCAUCGAAGGAAUAAUGAUCUUCGUGCCGUCAUGCGACCCCAAGGGCGGUGUCGACCUAUUCAUGGCACUCGACGACGAACACGUCCAGGCUUUCAAGCAGAUCUGCUACUCAAUGGACUAGUUAUCCCUAAACGAAAUUGACAUGCAUAAACUUGGCUCAUUGGUUUGUCCUACGUCAUGUAAUCAUAGUCUCAGGACAUGUUUUCAAAGAUUGGUGUGCUUUAUUUUAUUUGUAGUAACACGAGAAAGAAGCACACCACCACCACACUCGCCGGAAAUUCGUGAGGGCCGCGCCUACGAAAAUGUUUGCAGCUGUCGAUUUGACCCGGGAUCCAGAAACUUGUUGCGACUUAUAUUUGAUGAAGAAAAGAUGGAAAGUAGUUAUGUUGUGAAUACGGGGCAAUAUACUUGUACUAAGACUUCGUGUACCCAUUCUUAUACGUCUUUUUUCUGUGCAUUAUUUUCGUCUUCGGAUG
This is a messenger RNA of Hordeum vulgare subsp. vulgare (domesticated barley), 1748 nucleotides long. Its product is annotated as tryptamine hydroxycinnamoyltransferase 2-like. Lineage: Eukaryota; Viridiplantae; Streptophyta; Magnoliopsida; Poales; Poaceae. The record is from RefSeq and is a predicted model, not a curated record. The transcript is spliced from 2 exons. Bases 77 to 1393 code for a protein of 438 amino acids. Gene Ontology annotation, molecular function: acyltransferase activity, transferring groups other than amino-acyl groups.